Molecule: messenger RNA, 3408 nt
Organism: Lycium barbarum (goji berry)
Lineage: Eukaryota; Viridiplantae; Streptophyta; Magnoliopsida; Solanales; Solanaceae
Product: probable leucine-rich repeat receptor-like serine/threonine-protein kinase At3g14840
Exons: 24
Coding region: 71-3088 (1005 amino acids)
Biological process (GO): protein phosphorylation
Molecular function (GO): protein binding; ATP binding; protein kinase activity
Source: RefSeq, a predicted model, not a curated record
UUCCAAUAGUAAUGUACUACUCUAGUAUCUCAUUCCCCUAUUUAAAUCUGCUAUUGAGUAUGUCUUCACUAUGUAUCUUCACUUCAACUUUUUGCUUGCUAGAGCGUUAUUAAAGAUGAUGUCAUCGUCACCUUUUAGUAUUUCUUCUUUUCUGCUGAUCACCUUCAGCUUUGCCUUAAUUUGCGAAACCGUUGAAGCACAAACAAACGGUCGCAUUUUUCCUCAAGAAGAAAAGAAUGCUCUUAAAGAAAUAGCAGACCAGUUGGGAAAAAAGGACUGGAAUUUUGAUCUGAAUCCUUGUGAUGGCAACACAAAUUGGACUACACCGAGAAUUGACGAUAAGUCUCUGUAUGUCAACAAUGUAACCUGCAACUGCUCUACCCCUGAUGGUUUCUGUCAUGUACAAAGCAUAAUACUCCAAGGACAAGAUCUCCCAGGUGUUCUCCCUCCCUCCCUGGUGAAGUUACCUUAUCUCAAGCAAAUUGAUCUCUUUCACAACUAUUUGAGUGGUACUAUUCCCCCCGAAUGGGCAUCUAUCAAACUGGAAUAUAUGUCUUUUAGGUUGAAUCAACUCUCUGGGCCAAUUCCAAAAUACUUGGGAAAUAUGACUACGCUACUUUAUAUACAUCAAACUUUCAGGAGUUUGGAAAGUAACAUGUUUAAUGGAACUAUUCCGAAAGAACUAGGAAACAUGGUUAAUCUGCAGAAUCUCUAUCUUGGUUUUAAUAAUCUCACAGGUAAGUUGCCGUUGGAACUCAAUAAACUCACAAAUUUGAUGCAACUUAGGUUGAGUGAUAACAACUUCACCGGAAAACUUCCUAGCUUUGAGAGUUUGAAAAACCUUCAUACAUUAGAGAUUCAAGCUUCUGGUUUUGAAGGACCUUUAUCUCCAAACAUUUCUGUCUUGGCUCAAAUGAAAGAAUUAAGAAUCAGCGACUUGACUGGAAGUGCUUCAGAAUUUCCGCCACUUGAGAACAUGGCAGGCCUAACUAGAUUGAUAUUGAGGAACUGCAAUAUAUCUGGGAAGAUUCCUUCUUACAUAGCUAAUAUGUCUCAAUUGAAAAUUCUAGAUCUAAGCUUCAACAGGCUUGAAGGACAGGUCCCGAAUCUGGAGGGCCUGGAUAAGCUGGAGUUCUUGUACUUGACAAGCAAUAGACUUACUGGGCCAAUUCAUAAUUGGAUCAAGAAUCGAAAUUCCAAACACGUGACAGACCUGUCUUACAACAACUUCAAUGAAAACUCUGUGCCACCUACUUGUCCGGAAACCCUAAACUUGUUCAGAAGCUAUAACUCAACAAAAAAGUCAGAACUUGGAAAAUGCUUGUCAAGUUGUUCAAAGAAUUGGUAUUCGGUGCACAUAAAUUGUGGUGGAAAGAGUGUGACAAUAGGGGACACCACUUAUGAAGCAGAUGAAGACUCAGCAGGUCCCGCAAAAUUCUUUUACUUGAAAGAGAGCUGGGGAGCCAGCAAUACAGGAUAUUUCUCUGAACGUUUCAGGGAAAUGAAUUACAAAGUGACUAAUGUAUCUGCCAUUAAGGGAGAUGAAUCUGAACUCUACACAACAGCUCGGCUCUCAGCUUUAUCUCUAACUUACUAUGGACGUUGUUUAGUAAAUGGUAACUACACCGUGAAACUGCACUUUGCAGAGAUUGUUAUACGAGAUAACCGAUCUUCCCAGAGUCUCGGAAAACGAUUGUUUGAUGUCUAUAUUCAGGGUGAGAGGAAGCUCAAAGAUUUUGAUAUUCGAACUGCUGCUGAAGGAGUUGAUAAAGCUUUGACAAAAAAGUUCAAUGUAGUUGUAGAAGACGGCAUUCUAGAAGUGCGCUUUCAGUAUGCUGGGAAAGGAAGAUCAGAUCUCUCCAGCAGAGAAAGCUGUGGCCCUUUAAUUUCUGCCAUCUCUUUUGAAGCUAAUGCUGUUAAUUAUUCUUUGAGAGGCUACAUCAUGGAUCCCUCGGCUAGUCACAAAAAGAUGGUUUCCAUCAUAGCUGGAGCAGUGGCGUCCUCACUAAUUCUCAUUUUAACAAUAUGGUUUGUUGCUUGGAGGAGAAGCAGAAAACGGAUAUCAAAGGAAGAAGAAUUAAGUGGACUAGAUCUACUGACUAGUGUGUUUACCAUCAGACAAAUCAAAGCUGCCACAAAUAAUUUUGAUGCUGCAAAUAAAAUCGGGGAAGGUGGUUUUGGCUCUGUGUACAAGGGUACACUAUCGGAUGGUACUGUCAUUGCUGUUAAGCAGCUUUCAUCCAAAUCGCAACAAGGGAACCGUGAGUUUGUAAAUGAGAUAGGUAUGAUCUCUGGUUUACAGCACCCAAAUCUUGUCAAACUAUAUGGAUGUUGUGCUGAAGGAAAUCAACUGCUACUGGUGUAUGAGUACUUGGAGAACAAUUGCCUCGCCCGUGCUUUAUUUGGUCCAGAAGAACAUCGGCUCAAAAUAGAUUGGCCAACCAGGCAAAAAAUCUGCAUUGGGAUAGCAAAAAGCUUAGCUUUCCUACACGAAGAAUCAUCAUUAAAAGUUGUUCAUAGGGACAUCAAAGCAACAAAUGUUCUUCUUGACAAGAAACUAAACCCAAAGAUCUCUGACUUUGGUCUGGCCAAACUUGAUGAUGAGGAGACCACACAUAUCAGCACUAGAGUUGCUGGAACCAUAGGAUAUAUGGCCCCUGAAUAUGCAUUAUGGGGCUACUUGACCUACAAAGCAGAUGUCUACAGCUUUGGAGUUGUUGCGUUAGAGAUUGCUGCUGGGAAGAACAAUAUGACAUAUCGCCCCAAUGAGAAAUUUGUCUGCCUUCUAGACUGGGCCCUUGAUCUACAAAAGCAAGGAAAAUUGAUGGAACUAGUAGAUGAAACAUUGGGUUCAGAUUUGAACAACGAUGAGGCUCUAAGGAUGAUAAAUGUAGCUUUGCUAUGUAUCAAUCCAUCUCCAGCACUUAGGCCAACUAUGUCUGCAGUAGUCAGUAUUCUUGAAGAUCAUAUUGAUCUUCCUGAGUUUAAUAACGUGGAAUCAAGAAUCUGUGAUGAUGAUGAUGUUUUCAAGUUUCAAGGAUUAAGAGACAAGUACAACGAGAUGAUCCGUUUGAACCAAACUCAAUGACUUACUCAUUCCUCUACUUCUACAUCUACUUUAAUUCAGUCAGAUCAAUAUUGUGAAAGGAGGAGUAACAGAUUCUGUUAGGUCUAUGUGUGUGAGGUAGUUAUUUCCUUCUACUGAUAGAAGGUGAUGUUCAAAUAAUACUUGUUUGACAGGAUCCAUACACCUUUAGGGGUCCUUUGGUUUCAUGUUAUACUGUGAUUGUAAUGUAGGGAUUAUAAUAUAAUCUUGGAAUUGUUAUUCUAUGGUAUGAAAAAUCUAUAUAUCAUAUAUAAAAGCAGGCAAAGGGAGCGCUAACGUGGCGCUCUAAUAUUCUUAUUUAA